UAGCAUAUCGAUAGGUAUAGGUGUGAGCAACCUGUGGUAUCGACAAUAAGAAGUGCAGAAAAUACGAUCAAGAAGACUAGUCGUAGUUUUUUUCCUCAUCUUUGUUUUAUCUUACACGUAUAUAUUUUCCCAUUUUGACAAAGGAAAGCUUAUGUGGUAAUCUUGAUGAAACCAUACACCGACGUGGUCUGUUCAUUGGGAAGUAUGGAUAAAUCUUAGAGAUUAAUGUCAAACACGCGAGCAUAAAGUCUUCGUGCCGCAUUCACAAAGGACGUGUUUUGUACACCUGGUAAUUGCCUACGCUUUUUGAAAGUUUAAAUCAAGCUUUAUUACCAAGUUAAACUUUACAAGUCAACACAGUGCAAGCGGUUAUUUCAAAGUGUUUAAAUUAACCCGCGACAUUCGCGGUGUUGUUGAGGUUCUGCAAUGGCUUAAUAUCACAAAACCGCCAGCGAAAUGUAACUCAUAUUUCACCGCCCACGUUAGAUGACCGCGUAACGAGAGGUGUUGUCCCAGUACCAGCGAGGUAUUUACUGCCUCAGCAUACAUUUGAAAUCUACCUUGAGCAAUUUUAACGCUCCAGAAACAACAAAGUGGUACAAAUGAGGGAGAACACACUAAUCUUGCCUGAGUCAGUGAGCGAGACAGUGUCAGUAUCGUCCCAGGCUUGCUAUGCAGAGAGAAGUGACAUAAGCUAUGUGGAUUUUGUAACUAUGAAACGGUUUAACGAGGAAGUUAAAUUUGCACCAUGUCUCACACCAGUAGCAUAUCAAGACACGGUGAUCUGUUACAAGAACCCGUCGAAGAAACGCUUCAAGAGUCAGGUUAUUUACGAACACAGAAUCAAACCGCGGACCUUCAGCGAUACGCUGACAGUGUUUCCCAAAAGACCUGUAAAACGUUUCGUAACUUUGGUGGAUUACCACAUUGACGAGUGUCGUAGAUGGUUUAAGACCACAAUGGAGUUUAAGGCAAGAACUUAUACGACCAGAAAGAUAUUCAGAGACUCUGACGGUGAUACCGAUGAUCUAGAAAUUGACACGGACUCCGACAGUGAUGCGGACAUGGUUGCAAAGUCAACGCAAUCUAACAGUGGACCGUCUGCGUCGCAGAUUUACUUGCCGAGAUGGGAAAAGCAGAGGGAGCUUGAACUCGAAAGCAAUAACGUGCACCAUUUUAUGAAUGGGGAUAUCAUUAUCAACGGGUAUUAAUACAUGGGUUGUCGUAAUGUUUUUAUACAAACGUUUUAUAAUAGUUGUGGUGAUCUUUCAUUGGAUACAUUCACGCGCUUCUCGUCUAGACUCGGUUUGAAUUUCCGCACCCGGAAGCACGUGAGUUUGGUUGGUAGUCACCAUACCGAACAGGAGGGGUUUCCUAUGGGUACACUUGUUUCCCCCAACACAUCAACCGCAUAUCAACAAUUGAAAUCUUUCAGUACAACCAUAAACUAAUAACUGGAAAUAGCAGCUAUAUUGAAAUG
Dreissena polymorpha is the source of this 1480-nucleotide messenger RNA. Its product is annotated as refilin-A-like. Gene Ontology annotation, cellular component: actin filament bundle. Gene Ontology annotation, biological process: regulation of chondrocyte development; actin filament bundle organization. The record is from RefSeq and is a predicted model, not a curated record. NCBI's taxonomy places the organism in Eukaryota, Metazoa, Mollusca, Bivalvia, Myida, Dreissenidae. Gene Ontology annotation, molecular function: filamin binding. The transcript is spliced from 2 exons. Bases 603 to 1211 code for a protein of 202 amino acids.